AUGGAUUAAAGUUAAUAAUACUUAAUUGAAGUUCUUGCUAGAAAAGUAACAUUAGAAUUAUUGAAUCCUCUUUAGAAUAGGUAAAAGAUUAAGUUUAUUUAGAAUCUUAAAUUUGUAACAAGAUUAUACCAAUAUUGAUACAGUAAUCAGCAAACAUACUUAAGCCAUUUCAAUUAUUAAUUAAUAAUAAUAGUAAAGAUAGUUGUAGGAUUCAAUGUACUUAAAAAACAUUAAUGAACUACAUUAAACAAUAAAUUCUUUGGUAUCACUUUAAAAUAAUUAAGGAAGAAAAACAAACUUUAGCAAUUUAAACUUAAAAUUAAACAUUUACUAAUCUUAUGGAUAGAAUAGAACAUUACAGUCAAUAAUUGAAUGAAAGAUCAGAAAAACUAAAAGAGUUACAAUAAUAAUAUUAAUAGUUGAAAGGAGAUUAAGCUUUUGUUCAUUAGACUUAUAUUACAAAUAUUGAUAAUAUAUAAAAGAGAGUUAAUUAAUUGAUUGUUUCUUCAAGAGAGGAGACUGAUGGGAAUAGAUUCUCUGUAGAAAAAAUAGAUUCUAAAAUGUAAGAUAUGACAGAAAAAUUAAAUAAAAUAUCAGAAAAGGCUGAUUAAUAUUAAUAAACUUUUUAGUAAUAAAAAGAUCUAAGUAUUUAAGUAUAAGAAAUGGUUGAAUAAUUAGAAUUAUUUAAAGAUUAAACUAUACAUAAAGAGGAUUAUGAAAAAUCUGUUAAAUAAUAGAAUGAUCAGAUAAAAAGUGAAUUAAAUACUAUUUAAUUUAAAUACCAAUAAAUAUUGAGUUAAAAUAAUAGAAAUAUAACAUAAAUGUAAUAAUAAAUUGAUAGCUUUUAAUAUUAAAGGGAGGAUAAUUAAAGAUAAUUUUAAACUUGUUUUGGAUAAAUUAGAGAUUUAAGAGUAGAAUUUGAAGCUAAAAAUUAAGAAGUAUUAAAAUCUAUAAAUAAUUUAAAAUCAUAAUUUGAAUAAAGAUAUGAGGAUUGGAGUGAAACAUUUCAUAUUGUUUAAAAAGCAGUUGAAUAAUUUAAAUUUGAUUUUGCUAGUAUGAAGUAGAAUUAUAAAAAGAAUCUAUUGAAAUAUGAAGAAAUAUUUGAAUAAUAUAAAGAAAAAUGUGAUAAUGAUAUUAUGUCAAUGUUAAAUAGAAACACAAAUAUAUAAAAAUAAUAUUUAGAUGAAUAAAUAUAAAUAAUGGAUAAUCAUUUUAUGGAAGAAUUAUAAUCUUUAUAAAAUUAAUUAGUUCCUAAUAUUAUAUAAAAUAUUACAUCACUUGAUAAUGAAGGAAAAUAAAAUUAAUUAAAUUAAAAAUAUAUCAAAUAAGAUGUUGAUGAUAUUUAAUCUAAAUAAAAUAAACUUUAAGUUCCAUAAAAUUACAAUCCUUAAAGAAAAAGUAAAGUUCUUAAAGAUAAAAUAGAAACUGAAUCACCAUUAGGAAUUAAUAUAACUAGUGUUUAUGUUUCAGCUAAUAAUAAAUCAAUUAGAUCAAAUAGUAGAGUUGAUGGUUAAAUUGAAUAUUAAUCAUAUCAAAAGAAGUAAUCAGUAUCAAAAGUUAUUGAUAAUUUAGAAUUAAUAGAAGUAAAAUAAUAGAUAGAAAAAGUACUUGAAUCUUAAAAAAAUUGUUAAAUUCAAUAUUAAUAAUUAGAUAAAGAUUUCAAAUAAUUAAAUGAUAAAGUUAAAAAAUAACAUGAAAGAUUAGAAUUCUUUUUCUUAUAAACUAAAACUUAAUUAAAUAAAUACAAUUCUAAAAUUGAUACUAUUUAAAAUGAUACUAAAUAAGUAUAACCAGAUAAAGAAUUUGUAGAUUUAAAUUAUAUUAAAAGAGAUAUUGAAUCAUUAUAAGGUUAAAUUACUAAAAUGAAAUCUGAUAUUUAAAAUGAUGCUACAUUUGCAUAAUAAUAAAUUAAAAAUCUUUAAAAAAUUAGAGAUUAAAUUUUACCAAAGUAAUUAGAAUAAUAAACUAAAAUGGAUUAAUUAGAUGAAUGUUAGAAAUUGAUGAUUAUUUUAUAACUAUAAAAUGAAUUAGUAUAAAUUAGUCAUGAAGAUGGUUUAUAUAGAGUAGAUUAAAAUCUUAAUAAUUUACAUUUUGAAUUUCAACCAGGAUUAAAAGAUGAAAAUACUCAUAUUACAUAUAGAUAAUAAAGAAUAUCUAAAGUAGAUUUUAUAUUGAAUUAAAUAUUACCAAUAAAAAAGAUUAGUUUAUCUACUAGCAGAAUAGAUUAAUCUUUAAAUUUAUCAUAAUCAUAAACACUAAGAAAAUAAUAAACAAAUAGAAAUUUAAAUAAAAAUAGUAAAACAAAUAAUUCUGUAAUAGUAGGUAAGAAUUCUAAAUUAAAUGAAUCAACUAGAUUAACCAUGAGAAAUACAAUGACUGUAGAAAUGAGUCAAAAAUAUAUGAAUAGAAGUUAAAGAUAAAAAGAUACAUUUAAUUAAGCUAGAAUAUCAUUAUCAAAUUAGAAAUUAAACUAUACUUUAACUGAUGAAACAAUUUGA
Messenger RNA from Paramecium pentaurelia, 2498 nucleotides. The record is from the annotation of a GenBank genome assembly. Lineage: Eukaryota; Ciliophora; Oligohymenophorea; Peniculida; Parameciidae.